CGCGAUGGACAGCGACAGCGCGAGCAAGCGUGCGUGCAAGCUGCGCGUGGUCUGUGUUUUCCUGCUCACCCACGUGUUGAGUGUGGUUUGCCUGCCUCUGCGAGUAAUAUAAUUCGUGCAGUGUAUUUGAUCGGGACAAAUCCUCCGCGUGCGCACAGCAUCAGUGAAGCAAUGGAGAAUGAAAACGGCGAACGGGACGCAGCUUUCGAAAACAACUCCGACAGCCGUGAUGUUGAGCAGCUUGUAAAUGCGAAUGGUGCAAGUGACAAACCGGUGAAAAAGGAGUUCAACUCGAUGACCAUCUCCGAACUGGAGGCCGUGGUAAAUGACCCGAACUCCACGGUGUCGAAACGCUACCGAAAACGUGUUCUGCGAAGAAUAGAUUGGCUCAAGCGGAGACCGGACAGAAGGGCUUUGGAGAAAGAGAAAAAAAAACGCAAGCGUGAGGAGUCUAAGGCUAAAAAUGGGGAAGUGGUAGAGCACAAGAAGCCCAAGUUCACCAAGAUGGAGGAAUCCUUGUGCAAGAUUCGGGUGGCCAUUGACCUCUCUUUGGACAGCCACAUGACCGACAAGGAGAAGGUGAAGUGUCGCAAGCAGAUUCAGCGCUGCUACUCACUCAACCGCAGGUCUUCAGCCCCUGUACAGUUCUACCUUACUGGCAUGGCUGGCUCAUUCAAGGACAGUUCCUCCAACAUGCAUGGCUUUGACAGGUGGGAUGUGCAUGCAUCAGAUGAUGACCACAUAAGCUGCUUUGGCAAAGAGAAUGUUGUCUACCUGUCCAGUGAGUCGGAGAAUGAGCUACACAAGCUUGAGGAAGACAAGGCGUACGUCAUUGGGGGUCUUGUUGACCACAACCGCAACAAGGGCUUGUGCCACAGGCUGGCUGCAGAACAGGGUGUGGAACAUGCUCGGCUGCCCAUAGGCAACUGCCUCGUUAUGAAGACACGCCAAGUGCUCACAAUUGACCAGGUGUUUGCUAUCCUGCUUAACAAGACCCAGGGGAUGUCUUGGACAGAUGCUUUGUUGGCAGCCAUCCCUCAGCGAAAGGGUGCUAAGGCAUUGGAUCAGGAAUCCAGUUCGUCUUCACCACACAACAGUGACAAUGACGAGCAGCAGGACUCCUGAGAAAUGUUUUGGUUAGGCUUGUGUGAAUAGUAAAUUUUAGGUUCGAAGCAAAUUUGAAGUGUACAGUGACUUGGUCGAGUAAUUUUGAAUCAAAUUCGAAUAGUAUAUAUCACAUAUUAUAAAGAAAAAUGAGCAUAUUCGUCAUGCCCCAACUAACCUGCACAAUAUUUUUUAAAACUGAAACAAGGCAUGUGCAGAUGUCAUUCUUUUUGGUUCAAAGGGAAGUGGAAGCAACUUUGAAUAGUAGCGGGAUUUGACUUUCAGUAGAAUGCAAGUGAUAACCUGUAAAAUACGUUGCGUUUUACAAUUUACUAUACUUAGAGCAUGUAAGCAGGUAUAACAAGCUUCUAAACGUAAAAAAACAAUGAAUCGACGUGAGGGUAAUAUCAGAGUCCUUCAGUGCUUUACUGGUCACGAAACUCUUCCAUAACGCUAUCGGAAGCGCUCCUAGCACCGCAGCUGCCGCACAGCAGCGCUAGGAGCGCGCGGGGGGCAUUUAGGAGGGCUUCGCUGCAUAAAGAGAGCUGGGGGCCGGAGGAAUCCGGCGGCAUCGGCGUUCAGUUUUCCUUGUUUUUCUAAAUUUGUGCAACUGCCGCCUGUGGGAAAUGUGUGAGGACAUAUGGAUGGUGUACAUGAGCAACGAUGUUGAAGGCUUGCUGUGUACCGGGUUGUCGCUCCGGCUACAGAGGUAUGAGCGGAAAGGUGUAGUUAUUUAGUGUGCCGAGGGACGGCGAUGAGAGAAAUUAAUGGAAAUGUGCAGUACCACGACAGGAAGCUGGUGGAUUUACCUUCGAUUCUGAACACGUUAGAGUGUGCGAGAAACAUUUUGAUGCCACCGACUGCUUAAAUAUCGUUUGUUACUUCACUUGUAACACCGACAUUAUUCGAACGGACGACUUCAUAGUGACUGGAGAAAAUGUGUCUUUGCUACGUGAGAAGGCAAAGUUGUGGGCCGGCGCUGUGUCUUUCGCAGCUUGUUGGUUUUUUAGGUUCUUUUCAGCUUAUUAAGUGUGUUGCAUUAUUUCCUUGUUUGCCGUUGUUAAAGGCAUUUUUUCUUCUAUUUUUAUUGACUGAUGAAUGUCAACUAAGCAAAACUUAAAAAAAUUUUAUAUUGUACAUCAGAGUUCGCUUUGUUUUUUUGCAAUAGCUUGCUCCCUUCAUGUACUUGCCUUGCAGUGAGUUUUCCUAUGUUAGGAAAAUGUCGCUCAUAGCUUUCUGUUUUCUGAGGUAUUUUUCCAAUAAAAGUUAUUCUGUCUUUC
Molecule: messenger RNA, 2384 nt
Organism: Rhipicephalus sanguineus (brown dog tick)
Lineage: Eukaryota; Metazoa; Arthropoda; Arachnida; Ixodida; Ixodidae
Product: tRNA methyltransferase 10 homolog A
Exons: 7
Coding region: 172-1125 (317 amino acids)
Biological process (GO): tRNA N1-guanine methylation
Cellular component (GO): nucleus; nucleoplasm
Molecular function (GO): tRNA binding
Source: RefSeq, a predicted model, not a curated record